This is a messenger RNA of Arthroderma uncinatum, 693 nucleotides long. Its product is annotated as elongation factor 1-beta. Gene Ontology annotation, biological process: translational elongation. Gene Ontology annotation, cellular component: eukaryotic translation elongation factor 1 complex; cytosol. NCBI's taxonomy places the organism in Eukaryota, Fungi, Ascomycota, Eurotiomycetes, Onygenales, Arthrodermataceae. Bases 1 to 693 code for a protein of 230 amino acids. Gene Ontology annotation, molecular function: translation elongation factor activity; guanyl-nucleotide exchange factor activity. The record is from RefSeq and is a predicted model, not a curated record. The transcript is spliced from 5 exons.
AUGGGUUUCACCGACUUCUCUUCUGACUCUGGCCUAGCCAUCGCCGACUCCUUCUUCUCGCGAAGAACCUAUGUUGAGGGAUACGAGCCAUCCCAGGCUGAUGUUGUCACUUUCAAGGCCUUUAAGAGCGAACCAGACGCCGCCAAAUACCCACACGUUGCCCGUUGGUAUAGACAUGCUGGCUCUUUUGAACAGGAGUUCUCCACCCUUCCUGGAGAUGCCUCCAAGGAAUAUACUGCUUAUGGCCCAGAUAGCAGCGAGCUCCCAAUAAACCCAAAGAGCGCACCUGCUGCCGCAGCUGCUGAUGAGGACGACGACGAUGAGGAUCUCUUCGGCAGUGACGACGAGGACCCAGAGGUCGUUGCUGAGCGAGAGCGUAACCUUGCUGCUUACAAGGCCAAGAAGGCCAACAAGCCUAAGCCAGCUGCUAAGUCUAUUGUCACUCUUGACGUUAAGCCAUGGGAUGAUGAGACCAACAUGGCUGAACUUGAGGCCGGAGUACGAAAGAUCGAGCACGAUGGUCUCGUGUGGGCCGGCUCUCAGCUCGUUGCCGUUGGCUUCGGUAUCAAGAAGCUCCAGAUCAACCUUGUCAUCGAGGACGAGAAGAUCUCGGUCACCGACUUGCAAGAGGAGAUCGAAGAAUUGCAGGACUACGUCCAGUCCACCGAUGUCGCUGCCAUGCAAAAACUUUAA